Molecule: messenger RNA, 1590 nt
Organism: Dermacentor andersoni
Lineage: Eukaryota; Metazoa; Arthropoda; Arachnida; Ixodida; Ixodidae
Product: protein tumorous imaginal discs, mitochondrial
Biological process (GO): protein folding; response to heat; negative regulation of apoptotic process
Cellular component (GO): mitochondrion
Molecular function (GO): ATP binding; heat shock protein binding
Source: RefSeq, a predicted model, not a curated record
AAACAUACGCGAUCUCUGUCGAAGGAGUUGUAGGUUCGCCACAUGUUUCAGAGGGGACUGGGGAAUUAAAGUUUAAGAGUUAUCAGCAUGAGAUUAUGACAAUGUAUGCAUCACUUCGUGUCACUGCGCAUCUAGCCCGCUGUUGUGUGCUGUGCUCAAAGUCGAACGGACUAUUACCGCGUAUCGCCUCAUUAGAAAUUGGAAAUAGCUCCAACUGUUUUCUGGCCGGCCAGCAGUCCAGGCAGUUGCAUAUCUCCUCGAGCCUUCUGAGAAAGGACUAUUACGAUGUCCUCGGUGUUCCAAGGAAUGCGAGUCAAAAGGACAUUAAGAAAGCAUAUUAUCAGCUCGCAAAGAAGUACCAUCCAGACACCAAUAAGGGCGACCCUGAGGCACAGAAGAAAUUCCAAGAAGUAUCUGAAGCCUACGAAGUGUUGAGCGACGAAGGCAAGAGACAACAUUAUGACAGCUGGGGGACAGACUCUGGCUUUGCCAGUGGUGCAGGCAGUGCAGGUGGGCCACAAGGCACCUGGGGUCCUGAGGGAUUCCACUCCACCAUCGACCCGGAGGAACUGUUCCGCAAGAUAUUUGGUGAUCUCGGUGGCCGGACAGGAUUCUCCGACUUUGACUUCUCGGAGUCUCAGUACGGCUUCGGCGGAGCUCAAGAGGUAAUCCUCAACUUGACCUUCCAACAAGCUGCCCGAGGGGUUAACAAGGAUGUGACAGUCAACGUGGUUGACACGUGCCGUCGUUGCCAAGGCACCCGCAGUGAACCUGGUACCAAGCUGAUCCGGUGCCCAUUCUGCAAUGGCAGUGGCAUGGAAACGAUCAGCACAGGUCCCUUCGUGAUGCGGAGCACAUGUCGGCAUUGCCAUGGCACUCGCAUGCAUGUCCAGUCACCCUGCCAAGAAUGCCAUGCCAAGGGCACCACUGUACAGCGUAAAACGGUCACGGUCCCCGUGCCCGCAGGUGUUGAAGAUGGGCAGACAGUGCGCAUGCAAGUGGGCAAGAAAGAGCUCUUUGUCACGUUCAAGGUUGCACGAAGUGACUACUUCCGCCGUGACGGGGCCGACAUCCACACGGAUGCUGCCAUGACGCUCUCGCAAGCUGUCCUUGGUGGCACUGUGCGUGUGCAAGGUCUCUACGAUGACAUAAUGCUGAAGAUCCCCAUGGGAACCUCGUCACAUACCAAAAUUCGGUUGGCGAACAAGGGAGUCAAGCGGUUGAACAGCUCCGGAUACGGAGAUCACUAUGUCCAUCUGAAAAUACGGAUACCACAGCGGCUAAAUGACAAGCAGAAAGCCCUGAUUCAGGCCUAUGCUGAACUGGAAACGGACACGCCUGGCACUGUUGACGGCAUAGUCAACACAAGGCAAGGCAAAACUGCAAUGGACGAUCCAAGUGGUUUAGUGAGGCAAAUUCGAACUGCACUGGAUGAAGCUGUGGUAGAACCGGUAGAAGACCAAAAUAAUAACAAAGUGUAGUGUCUUAUUUGUUUGUUCCCUGUGCGACAUUGUAUUUAGGUUUUAUUGCAGCCUAUUAGCUUCAUUUUUUUGUUGAACCGGCAUCAAUAAAUGAACGUAUCGUUAGUCA